Molecule: messenger RNA, 1209 nt
Organism: Opisthorchis viverrini
Lineage: Eukaryota; Metazoa; Platyhelminthes; Trematoda; Opisthorchiida; Opisthorchiidae
Exons: 7
Coding region: 1-1209 (402 amino acids)
Source: RefSeq, a predicted model, not a curated record
AUGGACUCGGCCACCGAAUCAACGGCUUACCGUGGCUACUGCAAGGAAAUCUUCCUAUUGAUGAGUGCUUUCCUGCCGACGGUGUGGCAGGCAGUCGUGCGUCCCUACGCGCAAGUCACUGAGUCUCUGCACACAUGUACAUGCGCCUCUCUGUACGGUUCGCGCGUUGAGGCGAGUAGUUUCAUUGUCCCAUCUUGUGUCAUGGGUCACAGGCUUAGAAAGCCUCCUAUGGAUCGUGAGAACGGGUGGGUGAUUAGGCCAGUGCUUGUCUGCACUCCUUUCUCCUUCACACCGGCAAUGCACGACCAGCCACCUCUUGCGUUCGUUGAAAAGCUGGGGAGAUGGAGCAGUCGAUCGUCCCCUCUCAUUCCCCGCGUUGCGUACUACGAUGAGAGAGCACGUGUGACGACCGUCUUCAUUGAUCCGAAUUCAAUUUCAAAUACCGAGAGACUCAGCUGGGUUCCAGGUCACUUAUCUUCGCGAUUUAUGCGAGUUUGUCAGCGAAAGCCUGACAUGCGUUCAAUAGGAAACUCCAUAAUAUCAAAAGUAAUGGAACGAAUUAUAGCAGAAGCCCUGAAAUCGCACCUUGAAAUUCACUCCUUGUUGAGCGAUAAACAACACGGAUUUCGACAGAAUCGUUCUUGUUUAUCCAAUCUCCUCGUGACACUCGAUGACUGGACACGAGCAGUCGAUGCGGGAGUUACUGUACAUGCCUGUUACUUGGAUAUAUCCAAAGCCUUUGAUCGAGUCGAUCACAGUAUCCUUCUUCGGAAACUUGAAAUGUAUGGCGUGACGGGAAAUCUGUUGAGCUGGCUGAAAGACUAUUUGAGUGACCGUUCGGUCCAAGUUCGUGUCGAUGGAGCGUUUUCCGAUAAAAUUGCCGCCACAAGUGGUGUCCCUCAGGUGUUAUUACACCCAAGGCGUACUACAACACAAUGCAAAAAGUAUGACUGCAAAUGUGGAGGUGCGCAGAGGUCAGAUCAGGAGUGUGAGAACCGGGAACUACCGCUGUCGAUGUUUCAACAGGCACUGGACGCCGCAAGACGAUCGACGACGACAGGUUUCGGUCAGAUAGGAACUCGGAAGCGCGCGGUACUUCCGGCUGUCAAAUGCUUGGAGAAAUGGGUUCCACUAACCAAGCGUUUUAGAGACACCGCUGUCGAAUUCCAGUGGCUCAACCGGAUUUUGUUUUGGUCUGUUCUGUACUAA